This is a messenger RNA of Guyanagaster necrorhizus, 4219 nucleotides long. RefSeq lists its product as uncharacterized. The coding region runs from base 63 to 4016 and encodes 1317 amino acids. Gene Ontology annotation, cellular component: microtubule organizing center; cytoplasmic microtubule; mitotic spindle midzone. Gene Ontology annotation, biological process: mitotic spindle assembly. Lineage: Eukaryota; Fungi; Basidiomycota; Agaricomycetes; Agaricales; Physalacriaceae. The record is from RefSeq and is a predicted model, not a curated record. Gene Ontology annotation, molecular function: microtubule binding. The transcript is spliced from 11 exons.
ACAGACUUUGCCUUCUCGCGCCAUUACCACUGUACGGGCCUCAUUUGCGUCUUUGUCCUGCAAUGGAUCCAAAUGAUUCAAUUGUCGGAAAACUGGUGAUUAAAUGCAAAAGCAACGAUGUUGACGUCAAAGUCGACGCAUUAACCAAACUUCAAUCUGAAUUCGAAUCCGGCGCAGAGAUCGACGACCCCGACAGUCUCAUCAAUGUUCUCAAGGCAUGUUUACGAACGUCGAACCAGCAUCUCACCGCGGCAACACUCUCUGCUCUGCCACCAUUAAUACCCCUUCUCGUCUCACGCCAUGUAAUUUAUGCUGCAGGACGCGGUGUCAUUUCGCCCUCGCUGUCUUCAUCAACAUCCUCCUCUUCUUCAUUCGUGGACAGUGUCACCCUCCGACAACUGCUUACUGCAUUUCUUCCUGCGGGCGGACUCAUAGAACGUCUAGGAGAUAAGGAAAAGGCUCAAACCAAGGCUCGGGAAGCUUUAGUAAUCCUAGGGGGUUUCGCAUAUCGUGCUGGCGGGACUGGCAUGAUGUCUACCAAUUCAAGAGGGACCAAGGGCCCCGAAACACCGCUAGCGAUGUUUGAAAGGUUCCUUCGAGAAAAUGGACUAGCAAGCAAGGUGUGGAAGGUGCGAGAACAGUCCAUUCUGGCUCUUGUCCAUAUUCGCCGAAAUCACCAUACAUUCCCUAUCCGGCCUUAUUUGACCCUCCUUGUCGACAGUCUCGAAGACACAGAUGCUCAUGUACGGGAAUGUUCGCGUCAAUCCGUGGUGGAACUUUUUUCGGGACCCGCAGUCACUGAUGCGGCCCGUGCUGAUUUGAAGAAAGAAUUAACCAAAAAAGGCGUUAGGAAGACGAUCGUUGAUGGAGUGCUUUCAAAACUUCUAGGUGCCGGUUCUGGGACGGGGAAUGGGCUUCAUAGCAGAGAGGGAUCAGAGAGUAGUGAUAGCGUCACGAAGACAAAGGAAUAUAUCCCCCCUAGCAUGAUGCUUCAGAAUCGCAAGUCCUCCACAUCUGCCGGGAAUGGAAUUCCAAGAGCUGCUAGUUCGACGGGCAUCCCAAGGCCGGUUAGUCGCGCUGGCGCUGUGUCUCCCAGUAUAAUCACCCCAGUUGACGAGUCUCAGGCUUCCGAGAUUCGUGCUGUCUACAUAGCUUCCAGUCGCGAUCUGGAGAACGAAUUUCUAGGCAUGGCAAAACCAUUUGAUGGAAAGGAAACGGAGCAUAAUUGGGCAAUACGCGACCAAUCCAUAACCAGAGUGCGCGGCAUGCUCAAAGGCGAUGUUCAUACGAGGUAUCCUGACACCUUCAUGGCCUGCUUGAAAGAUGGCUUCAUCCAGUGGUCGAUAAAAUCGCUGAUUAGUCUGCGAACGACAGUUGCUACGAAUACUAUUUCCCUCUAUAGCGAAUUGGCUUCUGCUUUGGGAAUCGCUUUGGAUCCUUUCUGCGAUGUUCUCCUUUCCAAUCUUCUCAAAAUGGCUGGAUUCACCAAGAAAAUCACGGCUCAGGAGUCGCAAACAGCUGUGACAGCAAUAAUAAACUACACCUCUGGCACACCCCGCAUUUUCAUCCCUCUGCUCUGGCAGACUCUACAGGAAAAGACAGUGCAAGCACGAACGUAUGCGACGAGCCAUACGAAGCAUUACUUGGAAGUCCAUGGUCAGCAUGCGAAAUUGACGAUAGAAAGUAGUGGAGGGCUGGAGACUUUGGAAAAAUCACUGAAGAAAUCUUUGGGGGAUCCUAAUCCUGCCGUCAAAGCAGAAGCGCGAAAAUCUUUCUGGGUCUUUCAGAGCUUCUGGCCAGAGCGCGGCAGCGUUAUCUCCGAAUCACUAGAUUCGGUAGCUCGAAAGCAGCUCGAAAAGGCCUGUCCUGAUCCCAAUGCUGUCGCCAUCCUGCCGCCAGUCGCCGCGAAACCAACUAAGAAAAGUAGUGUAGCAGCUGCAAUCGCAGCUAGCCGAGCCAAAGCGAAAGCAAUUGCGACCUCUCCUCCUACAUUGCGGCAUCAAGCCACUGCCUCUCAUACGCCUUUCAAGCGGUCCUUAUCACCGGCAUCAACUUCACCUCCAUCAAGAUUCACACCGCGACCUUCAUCCCCUUUGCGUACCUCUACUUCGCCUCCUUCAACGCGCUCUCGUAUUAUAUCCAACAACCCCAGCCGUCCUGUGAGUGCAGGGGCUACACCGAUUUCUCCUCCUCGUUCAAAUCCGCGAGUGAGUCUAGUCAGACCUUCUUCUCCACACUCUCCCGAAAACUCGUUUCAACGGCGCACAUUAUCUCCAUCAUCGCCUCUUUCUGGUUCUACCAAUCGACAGUCCAUUCUUCAGAGAGCGGCUCGAACAGCAUUACCUGCCUCCCCUCCGUCCUCUGUAGGUUCGCCGCCAAGCCGCAGUCCCACCAAGAGACCUGUCACUACACCUACACAGGUUCGACACUCUACCCUUCUAAUUGACGCGACAGGUCCAGAAGAUUCUCUACUCCUAGCGCAAAGCAUACCAAUACCCGAUUAUGACACUGAUUUUGAUGAUCACUCUAUAAACCUCAUGUCAUUUUCUGCACCUUUCGAACAAUACCCUGCUACUACGCCGAAGUCAGAUACCCAGUCCCAGUCACUUUCGCCGAAAUCGGUAGGCUCGAAGCCCGUCAUUGGUCUUCCUAAUGUACUGUCUUCUGAUUCCGUGGUUGACCUUGGGGGUGGCCAGGCUGUUGUUGAAGAUGCGCUAAGAGCUCGCGCAGAGCAGGCAGAGAGUGCCGCUGAGCGACUCCUGGAGCUCGUAGAACCGGAGGAGGAAGAGCUAGAUCAUCCUGUGAUACCCGCAUCGCUCUUUGCCGGUGGUACUAAUGGGCUUGCGACGCCUAAGAUGAAGGCUAAGCCAUCGCCUUUACAGCCUGUUCAAGGACAGGCGCCGCCAACCACUCCUGUGAACCGAGUUACAUCUGUCAUGCGACAGGCUGCGCUUUUCAAAGAUAGCCCCAUGAACAAGACCAGCUCGCCGUCUUUGAUGGAUGUCCUCCGACCAGACCGUCGACAAGAGAAUGGUUGGUGGCUCAAGCGGAAGGCUUUGAUUGCCCACUGUUUAAGUUUUGAAGACGCCACUAUUUCAGACCAUGAGGGGGAACUAAAAGGAUAUAUUUCCCGCAUGAAAUCUGGCGAUGUCGACGUCGAUCUUCUCCGACGGAUAGCUCUUUUCUGUAUAGCGAACCCUGUAGCCGACCCAUCAUCGCCCAUGAGUCCCGAGCUGGGUUAUUCCGGGAGCCCUUCUCCCUUUGUCAGUUCUUCUUUUGUAUCAAACCUUCAUUCUGAUAUAUGGGAGAGGAACCAUAACUCUGACCGGUUCUUGAAUGCACUUAUCCAAUGUCUAAACCCACUCAAAAGUGAGGAAGAACUCGAGUACGGGCUUAUCGUCCUAUGGGAAGUGCUGCAAAACCAGGCGGCCUAUAUUGAAGGUCAUGAAGCAGAUAUGCUUUCUGUCCUACUACGAAUACGUUACUGCAACAAGCCUAAUGUAUUGGAGGCUACCAACACAAUCCGUGAUGCCUUGACUUCCCACGUAGAGCCCGUGUAUGGAUUGACCACCAUGCAUGCUUGCCUACGGACCUUCAGAGCUGAACUUCACCCUGAAUUUUCGGACGAAGAAGUCCAAGCUGCAACAUAUGCAUUUGGUCUGAUCGCUCUUGGGAAAUUUAUCCUCCGUUUGCCCGCAGAAAUCGCAGAAGAAGAGAUGCCACGUCUCAGGACGACUCUCAUCGCUUCGCUAAACGACAAAACUUCUCUUGUAGUGAGAGAGUCGGCGGCCGCUGUGAUAAUUGCUGCCCAGCUUGUGCUUCGAGAUGAAACACAUCUAUUCGUUCUUCUGGAUGGUCUAGCCGACGAGAAGAAGAACCUACUAACUUAUCUAUUCGACAAGCACGGUGUCCGGGGACUACCGAAUUCGAACAAAACUUCAGGCAUCAAUCGGCUGGAGAAAGAAAUGAGAAGAUUGGAUACCCGAACCAGCAUGUCUCCCAGACCUACUGAUUGAAACCAAGAAACAUCUGGGCAACCGUUGACGGUUCCAACUAUGUUAUUAACGUGGCUUGCAUGACUUGUUGAUAUAUUUUCCAGCAUGGCUCUACAACUGUACGAUUAUUACACUAAACGUUUUCCUGUGUCCUUUACCCUACUGCUGUUAUGUUAAGUAUUCUAGCUAUGAAUAUAUCCAGAUCGGGGCGAAUUGUGGCUCAG